UCGGAUGUCCCUACUGUGGCCGAGCGGAAGGAAGAAUCUGCUGACGUUUCUCUCGCAAGGGAGAGAAGUCCAGAUAAGGAGAUGGUGGAUCUCACCGAGGCUCACAUGGAGGUUCCCGAAGCUGAGAAGGAGGUCCCUUCUGCUGAGAAGGAGCAACCCGAGCAGGGUCUGACGAGGAAGAGGCGCCACUCGACCUUGGGCUCUACUUCGACCUCGGCCCUGGAUAGACUGAUCCACGCUGACCCUUGCUCGGAUGUUCCGCUGAAACGGAUCCCCGAGGAGGUAAGGGAGGCGAUGGCUCGCUAUGCUAGGGCUCCGGUUUUGGGGGAGAACCCCAUGGCUCACGUGGGAUCUUUGGUGGGUCCCGAAGCUGCACGGGAGAAUCUUCUUCGGGCCAACCCGCAGUGGAGGGUUCCUGGAGCUGAGGAGAGGAACCCAGCUAUGAUGGCUCAGUAUUAUCUGAAUGAGGCUGUUUUCUGGUCCUCGUUCGCUUCCGAGUGUAGCUCGGUUGAGGAGAGGCAGUUGAGGAGGUAUCAGGAGGCUUAUGCUCGUGAUAUCCCUGUCUUGGACCAGAAGGCUGGGCAGCUCAUGGCCGAGAUGGUGGACCUCAAGCUACUGUACCUUCAGUACAGUCGUGAGGCUAGGGAAUCGGCUGAGCAGAUCGGGGCCGAAGUUGGGAGGCUUACUUUCCGAGUCGAGGAGGAUGCUGAAAAGAUAGCUUCCUUCGACAAGGAGAGGAAAGAAAUGGCUGCCAAGUUUGCGAGCGAACUUGAAGAAAAAGACAGUCUUCUCAAGGAGAUGACGUCUAAAUUUGAGGCGGCCAUUAAGCAGAGCCAGGAAGCGGAGGCGAGGCUUCAGCAGUUUGUCAAGAAUCGGGAGAUUGUUCAGAACCAAGCUGACAAGGUGCCCGUUCUCCAGCUGAAGAUCCGAGAGAAGGAUGCUGCCAUUCGGAAACUGGAGCAAGAGAGAGUUGACCUCUACACUGCUGAUCAGUGUAGGGAGCAAUACUGGAAUGGCAUCCUGGGCGCUCGGCGGAUGUUCGCGAAGCAUAUGCCUCAUUUCCCUUGGAAUGAGAAGGUUCCGCUCUGGAUGAGGGCCCAGGAUCACUUGGUGGAGUGCCAGGCCGAUCGGGACGAAGCUGAAGCUGAACGCCAAGCUGCUCUAGCAGAGGCUCGGGCCCAGAAGGCGACUUCCGAAGGUGAUACUACUGCUGGGGGUUCUUCGAAGGAUGCUCCCCUGGGGGAUGCUCCUGAGACUCCCAAGAGUUAGGGAUUCGGGCAGUCGUCUUCUUCAGAGUCGGUCGGUUCCAGUUGAGGACUUCCGAACAUGUGCUUGCCUUUCCCCCUUUUGCCUCGGCGCUGCGUUGUACUCAUUUCUUUUUGCUUUCUUAGUACUUCGGUAGGCCGGUAUUGUCUGUUGAUGGCUGCCGAUUUUAACUGUUUCAUUUUGUUUUCAAUUUUUGAGGUUUUCAAUGUAUUUGUACUUCCCCCAAAUAUUGAAUAAAAAAUGAAUGUUUGUUA
Spinacia oleracea (spinach) is the source of this 1520-nucleotide messenger RNA. RefSeq lists its product as uncharacterized. Lineage: Eukaryota; Viridiplantae; Streptophyta; Magnoliopsida; Caryophyllales; Amaranthaceae. The transcript has 2 exons. Bases 82 to 1269 code for a protein of 395 amino acids. The record is from RefSeq and is a predicted model, not a curated record.